ACACUUUUUUUUAACCAAUCAAACAAUUUAAUGUAAUUUUUGGUAGCCUACUAAAUUAAUGUGACUGCAAUGUAAAAAGAUUAAACUAAAACUUAUCCAUUACCCCUUGGAAGCUCUCUCUCUAUCUAUAACCACUUUAUAGCCCUUCCUUCUUCACACACUCAGUCACAUACUCACCAAACAGAGUAAAAAGCCACACAUAAAAAAAGAAGAAGCAAUCAUGGCAAUUUCAUCUUCGUGUUCAUCCACUAAAGCCGUCGUCAACUCACGGUGGACAUCUCCGACACCGCAGCCCUCUUUUAGAUUGGCCAUCCUCCCAACCUUCCUCCACCGCCGUUACUCGACUAACGUCAAGUUAACGGCCACAAGCGCCGCCUUAAAAACCGUCGAGCAAACGACGUUAACAGAGGACAGUAAUUUUUCCACCGCCGGAUCUGAUUAUGAUCAAGAAAAUUCAACGUUUCCAAAGCCGAGGAUCCUCGUCGCGGAGAAACUCGGAGAAGCCGGCGUGAAUCUUCUCCGGGAAUUCGGAGAGGUUGACUGCUCCUACGAGCUCUCACCGGAGGAUCUGAAGAAGAAGGUGGCGGAGAGUGACGCUCUGAUCGUGAGAAGCGGAACAAAAGUGACGAGGGAAGUGUUUGAGGCGGCGAAGGGGAAGUUGAAAGUGGUCGGAAGAGCCGGAGUCGGGAUUGACAAUGUUGAUCUUCAAGCUGCAACGGAGCACGGAUGCUUGGUGGUUAAUGCUCCCACAGCUAAUACAGUGGCUGCUGCCGAACAUGGAAUAGCUUUGCUUGCUUCUAUGGCACGUAACGUCGCUCAGGCCGACGCUUCUAUUAAAGCCGGAAAAUGGGAGAGGAGCAAGUACGUGGGCGUAUCACUCGUCGGAAAAACCUUGGCCGUGAUGGGUUUCGGCAAAGUCGGGACGGAGGUGGCGAGACGAGCCAAAGGUUUAGGCAUGAACGUUAUCUCUCACGACCCUUACGCGCCAGCUGACAGAGCCAGAGCUCUCGGUGUCGAUCUUGUCUCCUUCGAUCAAGCUAUUUCCACCGCCGAUUUCGUCUCCUUACACAUGCCUCUAACUCCCGCCACGAAGAAGGUCUUCAACGACGAAACCUUCUCUAAGAUGAAGAAAGGUGUUCGUCUCAUUAACGUCGCCAGAGGCGGUGUUAUCGACGAGGACGCGCUCGUUAGAGCUCUCGAUGCUGGGAUCGUUGCUCAGGCAGCAUUAGAUGUGUUCUGUGAGGAACCACCGUCCAAAGACAGUAAACUUAUUCAACAUGAAAAUGUUACUGUCACACCUCAUCUCGGAGCUAGCACAAAAGAAGCUCAGGAAGGUGUAGCCAUUGAGAUAGCAGAGGCGGUUGCAGGGGCACUGAAAGGAGAGCUUUCAGCUACUGCAGUCAAUGCUCCAAUGGUUGCUCCUGAGGUCUUAUCUGAGUUGACUCCUUAUAUUGUCUUAGCUGAGAAGAUUGGGAGGUUAGCUGUGCAGUUAGCAUCUGGGGGUAAAGGAGUACAGUCCAUCAGGGUUGUGUAUCGGUCAGCUCGUGACAGAGAUGAUUUGGACACUAGACUACUCCGUGCGAUGAUCACAAAGGGAAUCAUUGAACCGAUCUCAGAUUCAUAUGUCAACCUGGUGAAUGCUGAUUUCAUAGCUAAGCAAAAGGGUCUUCGUAUCAGCGAGGAACGAAUGGUGGUUGAGUCGUCACCAGAGUACCCUGUUGAUUCUAUCCAAGUUCAGAUUCUGAAUGUGGAAUCGAAUUUUGCUGGUGCUGUCUCUGAUUCUGGAGAUAUAAGUAUCGAAGGGAAGGUGAAGUACGGAGUACCGCAUCUAACUUGCGUCGGAUCAUUUGCUGUGGAUGUGAGCCUUGAAGGGAAUCUGAUACUAUGCAGGCAAGUGGAUCAACCAGGGAUGAUUGGACAGGUUGGUAACAUACUUGGGGAGCAAAACGUGAAUGUGAAUUUCAUGAGUGUUGGAAGAACAGUUGUGAGGAAACAAGCUAUAAUGGCAAUAGGAGUUGAUGAAGAACCAGACAACAAAACACUCGAGAGGAUUGGAGGUGUCUCAGCGAUUGAAGAGUUUGUGUUUCUGAAACUAUAAAGUUUGAUGUAUGAGAAUAAAACUAUGACCCGGUUUAAGGUGUUUUAUCCAGCUGUAGAGGCAUUGUGAGUGAGCGUGAGUCUCUUGGUACCUUUUUAUAUUGUUCUUGAUUUGCUUUCUAAUGGUAUGUCAUGUUCGUUUUUGGGGCUAA
Messenger RNA from Capsella rubella, 2249 nucleotides. Its product is annotated as D-3-phosphoglycerate dehydrogenase 2, chloroplastic. Gene Ontology annotation, molecular function: phosphoglycerate dehydrogenase activity; NAD binding. Gene Ontology annotation, biological process: L-serine biosynthetic process. The record is from RefSeq and is a predicted model, not a curated record. The coding region runs from base 221 to 2098 and encodes 625 amino acids. The transcript has 3 exons. NCBI's taxonomy places the organism in Eukaryota, Viridiplantae, Streptophyta, Magnoliopsida, Brassicales, Brassicaceae.